Molecule: messenger RNA, 1614 nt
Organism: Penicillium vulpinum
Lineage: Eukaryota; Fungi; Ascomycota; Eurotiomycetes; Eurotiales; Aspergillaceae
Exons: 2
Coding region: 1-1614 (537 amino acids)
Source: RefSeq, a predicted model, not a curated record
AUGUCGUUUACUUCUGUCCAAAAUGGACGUGUCUCUGACUCACGCUCGUUAACUCCAAUUUGCAGCUUACCACCAGCCAAGGAAAAGAAACAACCAGAUCCAAACAUGGCGAAUCCACGCUUGCUUAUCAACCGUGCUCUCAUAUACGAGCGCAGACUACCCGGUGAUGCGUAUAUUACCGCUCACGUUCAGCGCCUCCAGCAUGGCUAUUACUCCAGCGAUGCUGUCUCGGACGAGGACGCCGAACAUGUAGAUUUUCUCGCUCUCGCAUUCACCUUUCAUUCGCCGCACACUAUCACGCAUCGCAUCAAGUCCGCCACUAUUAGUGUAUCAGUUCGUGGGAACCGCGAUGUUUCAAGUUCGAAGUUGUACCCUUACGGGUCUCCACUCGGUAACCCACACUUCCUUAUGCAUGCGCCGCAUCUGAUCUACGGUAGUGUUUCCCCAGAGACGAUGGAGUGGACAUUCAGUCUGGCUGGGUCCCUCGGGAUCUCAGAAAUGCCUCUCAACGCAAGCGUCAUUCCCUCGGGGAGUGUCAACGGCCGGUUCAAGCGGUACGAGAUGAUGCGCAUCCAAGGCUCGGCACGGACUUUGAAGAGUCCCUCUGGUAGUAAAUUCGAUGUCGAAGCUGGCAGAAUCGUCUGGUCUAUGGAAGAGAACAAUGUCCAGCGAUCCGGCCUGCCGCGCGAGUUCACCUUCGUCAUGCUGAUCCAGAAACCAGCAGCAAACAGCAAGAUUUCCCUGUCGAUCGACGUCGACCCCGUCAUCGACGCGAUGAUCGGCAGUUACCCAUCCUUGCUACUAAAACUGCCCGAGUACCAACCCUUGCCACGCCGAGGCAUCAAUUUCCAACAAGAAGUUGGACAACGGUUUGAGCCCGUGGAUCCGGUGCGCGGGUUCAACUUUGCAAAACUCGAGAGCAUGUUCGAUGAAUACAUUGCCAUCCCAGGAAGGAAGUUCAGCCGUCAGAUCGAAAUCCCAGCUGAGACCGGUCCCCCUGAGGAUCAUUUCCAGGCCACCUACCCAGGCCAGUACGGCCCUCUCAACUCAAUCCCCUAUCGACAACUGCAGACCCACAACCUAGCUCUGCAAAACAACAGCCUCUCCCUGCAGAACAACCUCCUACAGACGACCCUCCAAAACCUCUGGACCACCCAGCCGAGGGAAGAAACCCAACUCCGCGCGCAGCAGGUAACCCCCCAGACCCAAAGCCAAAACCAGGGCCAUUCCUCCCCCCGACCCCUCAACCCUCAUCCAACAACUCCCACCACCCCCCAACCAACCACCAUAACUAUCCCCCUAAACCUCCACCUCCACCUCGACCCCGCCACCACCACCAACCUAACAAACCUCCAACUCAGCCCAGGCCCCUCCCCCCUAGGCCCACGCCGCACCCCAAGCCUGCGCCGCACGCAAGCGCGUGAAUUCACCAGCGCGCAGGCGGCGAGCGGAGCAUCAAACAACUCCAAAUGCUCCCUCAGCCCGACGGACUCAAUGAUCCCGCAUACGGGCGCGCGGUCGCAGCAGUGGAACCGCACUCUUUCGGAGAUCGCGGAGGGGGAUGCUUCUGAUUCUAUUCCCCAGAACGAAGAGGGCCGGACGUUGCGGCGUUAG